Theobroma umbraticum is the source of this 612-nucleotide messenger RNA. Lineage: Eukaryota; Viridiplantae; Streptophyta; Magnoliopsida; Malvales; Malvaceae. The record is from RefSeq and is a predicted model, not a curated record.
AUGACGACUGAGGCUGCCAUUGGCACACUGGAUGGAAUCAUCGAUACAGUAUCUGCUCAACACCCUCUGCUGCCUUUGAUUGGGCUGUUGAAGACUAACGGGAAGCUUGUUCUUGUUGGUGCUCCUGAGAAACCACUUGAGUUACCAAGCUUUCCUUUGCUCCAAGGGAGGAAGAUAGUCGGAGGAAGCAUGAUUGGAGGGAUGAAGGAGACUCAAGAGAUGAUGGAUUUCGCUGCUAAACACAGCGUGAAACCAGAUAUUGAAGUUAUACCUAUAGAUUAUGUGAACACUGCCAUGGAGCGCCUUCUCAAAGCAGAUGUCAAAUACCGAUUCGUCAUUGACAUCGGGAGCACACUGAAGGCCGCUUGAAGUCGACACCGGUCCAAGAUUUUGUUAUUUUAUCUUACAAAAGGGCAAAAGAGGGCCGGGGUAAAGCGACCUUAUGCUAUUAUUAUGAUGAAUAAAAGAAACUGGUCUUCUUGCCGCUCAAUCGCAAAUUUCCAGUCAAUAAAUUAAAGGCAAAUGUUAACGGGGCACCCAAUAAGAAUCACAAAAUUCAUGUAUUUUAAUGCUUUAAACUCAAGUCAAAAAAUGAAAAAAAAUGAUUUGAGA